Messenger RNA from Ictidomys tridecemlineatus (thirteen-lined ground squirrel), 3740 nucleotides. The record is from RefSeq and is a predicted model, not a curated record. NCBI's taxonomy places the organism in Eukaryota, Metazoa, Chordata, Mammalia, Rodentia, Sciuridae.
UUCAUGGAAGGUCAGCAGAAGAGCUGUUGAUAGCCGCAGGCCUACACUAAUGCUUACCUUUCUAUUCAGCUAUUUGCUCUUUUCCUGCCUCUGCAUUUUUUGAUAGAGAAUCAGCCACUGUGUCUUGGUGGCCUUGAUUCUGGAAGCUGAUACCCUCCUUCAAUCCCACAAUCAGGGUAACUGGUUAGUUAAUUUUUUCAAGUUUAACUUCAAUGCUCUCACAUUCUAUGACAUUACGGACCUUGAGAGUAAAAGAAGUAGAAAGCAUUCCCACUACUAAAUCAUAUUUCUUUAUAUUUCAAAAGAAAUUGAAUUUAACAUUGAGGAAACAAAGCAAACUCCCUUUUAGAACCUUCAAAACAUUCUAUGACAUCUUUACCUUUAGGACAAUUGGCAGCUUCUUUCCCAUUGCGACAGAAGGCAAAGAAAAACAGCUUUCUUACAGGUCAUGUAGGGAUAAAAAGAACUGUAAGGUGGUCUUUUCCCAGCAGGAGCUGAGGAAGCGGCUAACACCCCUGCAGUACCAUGUCACUCAGGAGAAAGGGACUGAAAGUGCCUUUGAAGGAGAAUACACACAUCACAAAGAUCCUGGAAUAUAUAAAUGUAUUGUUUGUGGAACUCCGUUAUUCAAGUCAGAAACCAAAUUUGACUCCGGUUCAGGUUGGCCUUCCUUCCAUGAUGUGAUCAGUUCUGAGGCCAUCACGUUCACAGAUGACUUUUCCUAUGGGAUGCACAGGGUGGAAACAAGCUGCUCUCAGUGUGGGGCUCAUCUUGGGCACAUUUUUGAUGAUGGACCUCGUCCAACCGGCAAAAGAUACUGCAUAAAUUCAGCUUCCUUGUCUUUCACACCUGCGGACAGCAGUGGCGCGGAAGGAGGCAGCGAGGUCAGCAGCUCAGCCCAGGCAGACAAAGCAGAGCUGUAGAGAAAUGGAGAGUGAUGGAAACAAAGUGUACUUAAUGCACAGCUUAUUAAAAAAUCAAAAUUGUUUAUCUUAAUAGAUAUAUUUUUUCAAAAACUCUAAGGGCAGUUUUGUGCUAUUUGUAUUUUUCUUCUUUUGCUUAAACAGAGGCCCUUUCCAUCCAUGUAUUUUGCUAUUGACUAGAUCCAGGACUGUUUAUAGCUUUUGAAAAUGGAGAUAGCUUUGUGAAACUUCUUCAUAAGUCACUUAAGUAGCCUUUGGCAUUCUUUUCUUUGAGUACCUACCUUCUUUUGAGUUUUGUUGUUGUUAACUCUUGAUUAAGAGGCAGAGGUUUUUGGUCUUCAGAUGUGAAAGCAAAGUUCUAGCAGAGCAGGGACCAGAGCUGGGAUGUGCCUGGCAUUGAGACACAUGGUCUUAAGGCGUUUCACAGAUCUACCUACGAUAAGGAUGAAGGAUGUCUAGGAGACUUCCCAGCUUUUUGGAAAGUCUGAGCUAAGGUCGUUUUUUUCUCACUAACAGGGUGUGAAGGUCUAAAGUCUUUCCUUAUGUUAAAUUGUUGCCAGAUAUGAGGGGGCACUCUGAGUGUUGUGGCAGAGAAGUAAACAUUACCUCACUGUUAGGCCUUUAUUUUAUUUUAUUUUCCAUUGAGACCAUUGGAAUGCAAGACAAAUGUAAAAUGUUGAGUCCCAUUUUGUCCAAAGUUCACAAAGAAGAACACCUGCCCAUUGCCUUUUUAUAAGACUUUUCUCCACACUUAAUACCAACUGCAGCUGGAAGUGCAUUUUGGUUAAUCCCCUGCAUAAAAUAAAAUUCUGGGACAACACACUUCAUCAGGACAGCAAAAUGAGAGAGAUCCAGAGAAGACCAAGGAUGAAGCCUUGAGUUCUCAAAAAAAUCAGUACUGGCAGAAAAGCUGGCAGGAUACUACAAGUAACAAACAGAACCCAAAGCAGGAACCUUGUACACAGCUUUAGGUUACCCCUGGAAAGAUGCUGGGCAUUAAAGUAGAAAGAACCAGGCUCAUGCUCCACACUUGACCUAACUAACCUGCUGUGCAACAAGGGACAAGCCAUUUAGCCUUUCUGUGCCUAUUUCUUCAUGUACAAACUGGGACUCACAAUAUUUGUAAAUGUAUUGACACUCUCAGGGCAAAAUUACUAUAUUGCUAUAUAAUUAAGAUCAGUAUUGUAAAGUUACACUGAUCUGGUUCUAAUUGCCUCAAAAACUGAAGCCUAGGCAUUUGAAAUAUAAAGAAGCCAAGGUUAACUUAGCCGAUUAGUAUGGAAAUGGUUGGGCCAAGAGCCAGACAUUUUUCUUUAUAGCAAUAUGGCUGGUUUUACUUUGAGAAACUUUGCUCAGCUGCUUUAUAACAUGUGAUCUGGUGUCAUUGUGCACAAUAAGGUUUUCACAGGUACAAGCUGAUGUUGCCAUAGCCAGGUGUGAAAGUAUCAUGUGUGACUGACUGAUAUAUAUUGUAUAUGUAACUUUGGAUGCUCAUUCUGAAAUGUCGUUUUUUAAAAUAUUAUUUUUAUAACUAUUUGAUAGCUUAUGAAGACUGACAUCUUCCUUUCAUGCAUCAAGAGAAAAAGAAGAAAGAGGGUCACUAGACAAUUAUACAGUGGGAAAUGAGAAUGAAAAGUUGUGACGAAUCAAAAUGUGAGCAUCAUCAUGUUGGCGUACCUGCCUGACUUUAGGCAUGUGAGGAAGGCCCUGUCAUCCUGGUGACUCUGUGUCAUCAUGGAUGCAAUCCCAGAGGAGUCAUGCUCUUAACAUGCUCAGAUAAGAGGCCAUUGUUGUCUGACUAUCCAGCUAUUCCCUCAGCUAUAGAUAUUACACCUUAUACUCUGGGGUCAUGCUGGAACUUACAGGCUUCACUCCCUUCUAGAAACAAAGAGUAAAAUUUAACACCUGAUCAGCCAUUGGCAUCCAGACCUUCUUAGAAUCUUUCGCAACUUCAUGGAGGGAUGCUGAAUAUUUCUCAACAACAAGGAUCUCAUAUAGGGGUAGCUGAAGAAAGAAAUGGGUUUCCCAUAGCCUCCCAUCCAUUCUCACAGGCACACAGAAUUUCUCAACCACUCUAGCCAUGUGUGGUGGCCUUACCCACAGGGUUGCCUGGAUAUGAUCUACAGAGUUGGCCUAGGUGAGGAAGAAAUUUGAGAGGACUGGCCUCUCCCCAGAGAAUUGAUUGUCAUUGUUUCUUCAUUUUUAUAGUAGGGCAUAGCAUUUCCCUCAAAAACCAAAUUUAAAAAAAUAUAAGAAUAAAAAUAUAUGUCUCUCCCAAUCUUUAGGCCCCCCCCCAAGGAAAACCAGUUAUUUUCCAACACUAACUUUGAAGAAAAAUGCAACAUCCAUCAAAGGGGGGCAUGGGGGAGCAGGGUGUAUGCAUGUGGUUUAAUCCCAAAUUGCUUUUGGGUUUAAGUGGUAUCAAAUUUCGGUAUAUUUCUGUCUUAUGUUAAGGAAAUAUAUUACCAAAAUGUCAGUGAGCAAUAAUGUCAGCUGUCGAGCCCUAGAUUUAUUUUUGCAGGAUAUGGAGUGCAAUGAACUGAGUCAAUAUGGUGAGGUGUAUGUGAUCUGUGGGAGGAAUGCCAUUUAGCAUUGGAAGUGCAUGGGACUUUCCCUCUCUGCCUUCCAGCUCUUGCUGCACCUUUGGAAGAUGAAGGGUUUUGUUGGUGUGCAGAAAAUACAUCUAUACAGCCAUGCUGAGCAAAUCUGAAGAAAACAACAGUAUCUAUUGUAGUAGAAAACAUUUCUAUGUGGCAAAAGUUUUCACUUCUUAGAUGUAUUUUAUGUUCUUAAUAAAAUGACAUAACAAUUUGAAAA